Messenger RNA from Ostrinia nubilalis (European corn borer), 5351 nucleotides. RefSeq names its product mucin-2-like. The record is from RefSeq and is a predicted model, not a curated record. The coding region runs from base 27 to 5351 and encodes 1774 amino acids. The transcript is spliced from 4 exons. NCBI's taxonomy places the organism in Eukaryota, Metazoa, Arthropoda, Insecta, Lepidoptera, Crambidae.
GCGUCCGGCUCAACCGUGUCAUCAGGAUGCCGCGAGCGGCUCUUCUGUGUUUUGUGUGGCUGUUCAUAAGUCCGAGUGUACUGUGCAGCGAUUGCGUCUCAUUCAACUUCGAGAAUGACUUUGAAACGCAAUUUGAUCCGGGAAAAGGAAUUUGUGGUGAUAAUGCCUUCCUGGUACCUUGGACACUUGCAAAUUACUCCUCAAUAGCCGUAGAAAGCCCUCAUCCUCUAUCCGAGUCCUUUAUCACUCCAGCAAUUUCAAUGAGUUGCGUCGCAUCGUCCACCUUUCUUAUGAGUGUUGAUGGUGUAAUUGAAAUCAACUUGUACAUGGACAAUGAACCCAUGGUCAAACAGCUGAUUAUCGUAAUUCAGGAAUUGAAUGACAAUGGGAACUAUGGCACCAUUAAUACGGUGGUGUAUUCGUCGAUGGAUGCAAGCUUCAUCCCUGGAUGGGCGUCACUGAGGAUUGACGUUGAUCAUGCCACAGAGGACCAAUUUGAUGGUCAUAUAGUACUGAUGGGUAUGGCAUCAGCCGGAUCAGUGGUGUUGGUCGACUCCUUCCGGUACAUCCCAUCAUCAACAAACGAAGAUGACUGCGAGAUAUACACAGAGAGAACAACGCUUGCACCCACUACCAUAACGGAAUCCGAAACUGACAGCGACAGCGAAGAGGAUGCUGAGAAUGGCCCAUCGACCCCUGGAGUAACUGACAGUGACAGCGAAGAGGAUGCUGAAAAUGGCCCAUCGACCCCUGGAGUAACUGACAGUGACAGCGAAGAGGAUGCUGAGAUUGGUCCAUCGACCCCUGGAGUAACUGACAGUGACAGCGAAGAGGAUGCUGAAAAUAGCCCUUCGACCCCCGGAGUAACUGACAGUGACAGCGAAGAGGAUGCUGAAAAUGGCCCAUCGACCCCUGGAGUAACUGACAGUGACAGCGAAGAGGAUGCUGAAAAUGGCCCAUCGACCCCUGGAGUAACUGACAGUGACAGCGAAGAGGAUGCUGACAUUGGCCCAUCGACCCCUGGAGUAACUGACAGUGACAGCGAAGAGGAUGCUGACAUUGGCCCAUCGACCCCUGGAGUAACUGACAGUGACAGCGAAGAGGAUGCUGAAAAUGGCCCAUCGACCCCCGGAGUAACUGACAGUGACAGCGAAGAGGAUGGUGAAAAUGGCCCAUCGACCCCCGGAGUAACUGACAGUGACAGCGAAGAGGAUGGUGAAAAUGGCCCAUCGACCCCUGGAGUAACUGACAGUGACAGCGAAGAGGAUUCUGAAAAUGGCCCAUCGACCCCUGGAGUAACUGACAGUGACAGCGAAGAGGAUGCUGACAAUGGCCCAUCGACCCCUGGAGUAACUGACAGUGACAGCGAAGAGAAUGCUGAAAAUGGCCCAUCGACCCCUGGAGUAACUGACAGUGACAGCGAAGAGGAUGCUGACAUUGGCCCAUCGACCCCUGGAGUAACUGACAGUGACAGCGAAGAGGAUGCUGACAUUGGCCCAUCGACCCCUGGAGUAACUGACAGUGACAGCGAAGAGGAUGCUGAAAAUGGCCCAUCGACCCCCGGAGUAACUGACAGUGACAGCGAAGAGGAUGCUGAAAAUGGCCCAUCGACCCCCGGAGUAACUGACAGUGACAGCGAAGAGGACGCUGAAAAUGGCCCAUCGACCCCCGGAGUAACUGACAGUGACAGCGAAGAGGAUGCUGAAAAUGGCCCAUCGACCCCCGGAGUAACUGACAGUGACAGCGAAGAGGAUGCUGAAAAUGGCCCAUCGACCCCCGGAGUAACUGACAGUGACAGCGAAGAGGAUGCUGAAAAUGGCCCAUCGACCCCCGGAGUAACUGACAGUGACAGCGAAGAGGAUGCUGAAAAUGGCCCAUCGACCCCUGGAGUAACUGACAGUGACAGCGAAGAGGAUGCUGAAAAUGGCCCAUCGACCCCUGGAGUAACUGACAGUGACAGCGAAGAGGAUGCUGAAAAUGGCCCAUCGACCCCUGGAGUAACUGACAGUGACAGCGAAGAGGAUGCUGAAAAUGGCCCAUCGACCCCUGGAGUAACUGACAGUGACAGCGAAGAGGAUGCUGAAAAUGGCCCAUCGACCCCUGGAGUAACUGACAGUGACAGCGAAGAGGAUGUUGAAAAUGGCCCAUCGACCCCCGGAGUAACUGACAGUGACAGCGAAGAGGAUGCUGACAUUGGCCCAUCGACCCCUGGAGUAACUGACAGUGACAGCGAAGAGGAUGCUGAAAAUGGCCCAUCGACUCCUGGAGUAACUGAUAGUGACAGCGAAGAGGAUGCUGAAAAUGGCCCAUCGACCCCUGGAGUAACUGACAGUGACAGCGAAGAGGAUGCUGAAAAUGGCCCAUCGACCCCUGGAGUAACUGACAGUGACAGCGAAGAGGAUGCUGAAAAUGGCCCAUCGACCCCUGGAGUAACUGACAGUGACAGCGAAGAGGAUGCUGAAAAUGGCCCAUCGACCCCCGGAGUAACUGACAGUGACAGCGAAGAGGAUGCUGAAAAUGGCCCAUCGACCCCUGGAGUAACUGACAGUGACAGCGAAGAGGAUGCUGAAAAUGGCCCAUCGACCCCUGGAGUAACUGACAGUGACAGCGAAGAGGAUGCUGAAAAUGGCCCAUCGACCCCUGGAGUAACUGACAGUGACAGCGAAGAGGAUGCUGAAAAUGGCCCAUCGACCCCUGGAGUAACUGACAGUGACAGCGAAGAGGAUGCUGAAAAUGGCCCAUCGACCCCUGGAGUAACUGACAGUGACAGCGAAGAGGAUGCUGAAAAUGGCCCAUCGACCCCUGGAGUAACUGACAGUGACAGCGAAGAGGAUGUUGAAAAUGGCCCAUCGACCCCCGGAGUAACUGACAGUGACAGCGAAGAGGAUGCUGACAUUGGCCCAUCGACCCCUGGAGUAACUGACAGUGACAGCGAAGAGGAUGCUGAAAAUGGCCCAUCGACUCCUGGAGUAACUGAUAGUGACAGCGAAGAGGAUGCUGAAAAUGGCCCAUCGACCCCUGGAGUAACUGACAGUGACAGCGAAGAGGAUGCUGAAAAUGGCCCAUCGACCCCUGGAGUAACUGACAGUGACAGCGAAGAGGAUGCUGAAAAUGGCCCAUCGACCCCUGGAGUAACUGACAGUGACAGCGAAGAGGAUGCUGACAUUGGCCCAUCGACCCCUGGAGUAACUGACAGUGACAGCGAAGAGGAUGCUGACAUUGGCCCAUCGACCCCUGGAGUAACUGACAGUGACAGCGAAGAGGAUGCUGAAAAUGGCCCAUCGACCCCUGGAGUAACUGACAGUGACAGCGAAGAGGAUGCUGAAAAUGGCCCAUCGACCCCUGGAGUAACUGACAGUGACAGCGAAGAGGAUGCUGACAUUGGCCCAUCGACCCCUGGAGUAACUGACAGUGACAGCGAAGAGGAUGCUGACAUUGGCCCAUCGACCCCUGGAGUAACUGACAGUGACAGCGAAGAGGAUGCUGAGAUUGGCCCAUCGACCCCUGGAGUAACUGACAGUGACAGUGAAGAGGAUGCUGACAUUGGCCCGUCGACCCCUGGAGUAACUGACAGUGACAGCGAAGAGGAUGCUGACAUUGGCCCGUCGACCCCCGGAGUAACUGACAGUGACAGCGAAGAGGAUGCAGAAAAUGGCCCAUCGACUCCUGGAGUAACUGACAGUGACAGCGAAGAGGAUGCUGACAUUGGCCCGUCGACCCCUGGAGUAACUGACAGUGACAGCGAAGAGGAUGCUGAAAAUGGCCCAUCGACCCCCGGAGUAACUGACAGUGACAGCGAAGAGGAUGCUGAAAAUGGCCCAUCGACCCCCGGAGUAACUGACAGUGACAGCGAAGAGGAUGCUGACAUUGGCCCAUCGACCCCUGGAGUAACUGACAGUGACAGCGAAGAGGAUGCUGAAAAUGGCCCAUCGACCCCCGGAGUAACUGACAGUGACAGCGAAGAGGAUGCUGAAAAUGGCCCAUCGACCCCUGGAGUAACUGACAGUGACAGCGAAGAGGAUGCUGACAUUGGCCCAUCGACCCCUGGAGUAACUGACAGUGACAGCGAAGAGGAUGCUGAAAAUGGCCCAUCGACCCCUGGAGUAACUGACAGUGACAGCGAAGAGGAUGCUGACAUUGGCCCAUCGACCCCUGGAGUAACUGACAGUGACAGCGAAGAGGAUGCUGAAAAUGGCCCAUCGACCCCCGGAGUAACUGACAGUGACAGCGAAGAGGAUGCUGAAAAUGGCCCAUCGACCCCCGGAGUAGAUGCUGAGAUUGGCCCAUCGACCCCUGGAGUAACUGACAGUGACAGUGAAGAGGAUGCUGACAUUGGCCCGUCGACCCCUGGAGUAACUGACAGUGACAGCGAAGAGGAUGCUGACAUUGGCCCGUCGACCCCCGGAGUAACUGACAGUGACAGCGAAGAGGAUGCAGAAAAUGGCCCAUCGACUCCUGGAGUAACUGACAGUGACAGCGAAGAGGAUGCUGACAUUGGCCCGUCGACCCCUGGAGUAACUGACAGUGACAGCGAAGAGGAUGCUGAAAAUGGCCCAUCCACCCCCGGAGUAACUGACAGUGACAGCGAAGAGGAUGCUGAAAAUGGCCCAUCGACCCCCGGAGAUGCUGAAAAUGGCCCAUCGACCCCCGGAGUAACUGACAGUGACAGCGAAGAGGAUGCUGAGAUUGGCCCAUCGACCCCUGGAGUAACUGACGGUGAUAAUGGUGAUGAAGGGGAUGGCGUCACUGGAUCUACAACCCUUGUGACUGACGUUGACGGCGAAGGGGAUGGCGACGAUGAUGGUGAAGGGGAUGGUGUCACUGGAUCUACAACCACAGUGACUGACGUUGACGGCGAAGGGGAUGGUGAUAAUGGCGGUGAAGGGGAUGGUGACAAUGGUGGCGAAGGGGAUGGUGUCACUGGAUCUACAACCACAGUGACUGACUUUGACGGUGAAGGAGAUGGUAAUUCUAGCACGACACCACUGUGGACGAACACUGUUGACGAAGAUUUCACAGGAACCGUCACUGAAACAUGGUCAACUGCCGGAGAUAACACAACCGAAGAUGUCACCACUGCUGACCCUACUGAUGAGAGCUCAUCAAAUAAUCCAGGCUUCUGGAACCCCUUCACAAUUACCAUGGUGGCCGUUAUAUCAGCUACAGUACUUUUCUUAUUGUGCCUUGUGUUCUAUCAACUUGGCAAACUAGCGGCUAGAAGGCGAUCGCCACCAGUGAUCGUCCAAGAAAUCGAUUACGACAAUUUGCCCAGAUCCAUGACUGUUCCAAGAGCUAGAGUAUACACUGACGUUGGUGUGAACCCUUUUAGAAACAGUAUACUAGCUGUUUGA